GAACAGAAAAGAAACAAGUUUCUGUUGGAUAUAGGUCUAAUAAACGCGACCGAUCUGUUGUCAGUGAGAGUCAACUGUAUGGAGAUUACAGGGAAAACGAUUAUUUGUUGAAGAAUGGAGUUACCACCUGACCUGGAAACUGUCUACCAGGCAGUGUAUUCUUUAUAUAAUUAUUCGGAUCCUUCGGGGACAGGGAAAACAUCUCAAUGGCUGGACGAAUUACAAAAAUCGGUUUUUGCAUGGAAAAUAGCAAAUGAAAUGUUACAGCAAAAACGAGAUGUACAAUCUUGUUAUUUUGCUGCACAGACAAUGCGUACUAAGAUACAAUUGUGUUUUCAAGAGCUACCUGCAGAAGCCCAUAUUGCUUUAAGAGAUUCUUUAUUGAAUCACAUAUCACAAACUAAUGAAAACACUAAUUUGGCUAUUGUCACACAGUUAUGUUUGGCUCUGGCUGAUCUUGCAUUGCAAAUGUCCUCAUGGCAAAAACCAGUUGUAGAUUUAAUAAAUAGAUUUGGAGGAUCGACUAAUAACUUAUGGUCAUUGCUAGAAGUAAUGACAGUAUUACCAGAAGAAGUAAAUUCAAGAUCUCUUAGACUAGGAGCCAAUCGCAGACAACAUAUAUUACAAGAGCUCAAUGCAAGUGCUGACACAGUAACUGAAUUUUUUAAAAUGUGUCUAAAGAAUGGUGGAGAAAGUUGUCAUAUUCGUUGUACAAUUCUAAGAUGUUUUACAAGUUGGAUUGCAGUACACGCUAUACCCCUUGCACCUACAAGUGAUGUUAUUGUAUAUACUCUUCAAAUACUUGGAAACCAUAUGACCAUGUCUCCUAUACAUGAAGCAGCUGCAGAUUGCAUGUGUGUAAUUUUGCAAGUUUUAGAAGAAGACAGUAAUAGUAAUCGUGAUAAUAAUAGUGAAACAAGUUUACAAUUACAACAGUUACAAUUAUGGCUUUUUACUAGUGUAAUAGCUUUGGAACAACCUUAUCAUUUAUCUGUUGCAUAUGAAGAUAUGGACAAGUCGAUAAAUUAUUGUCGAAUUUUUACGGAAUUGGCCGAAACGUUUUUGGAAACCAUGAUAAAUGGUUGUGCUGGAGGAAAGCAACAUUAUGCAAUUAAAAUUCUAGACCUCGUUUUAGUGUGUGUCGGUCAUCAUGACUAUGAGGUGGCGCAAAUAACUUUUAAUCUGUGGUAUCGUUUAUCUGAAAUUCUUUAUCAAAGAAAUAGCGAUGACCUUAAUGCCGUAUUUCGACCUCACAUUGAGAGAUUAAUCGGAGCUCUCUGUAGGCACUGUCAAAUGGAACCAGAUCAUCUGGGUCUAGUGGAGGAGGGUGCCGGGGGUGAAGAAUUCGCCGAUUUUAGAAAUCGUGUUUCAGAACUGAUAAAAGAUGUCGUAUUUGUUGUUGGAAGUAGUCAUUGUUUUCGACAAAUGUUUUCUUCCUUAACGGGCGGUCCAAGUCCACAGGGACAACCUAAUCACGUACCUACAUGGGAUUCGACUGAAGCUGCGCUGUUUGUAAUGCAAGCAGUUGCGAAAAAUAUUUUGCCAAAAGAGAAUGAUGUAGUUCCAAAAGUAGUAGAAGCUAUCUUAAAUUUACCUGAAAACACACACAUCGCUGUACGUCAUACAAGUAUUCUUUUAUUAGGAGAACUCUGCGAAUGGAUAGAUAGUCACCCACAGUCCUUAGAACCUGUUUUAAAUUUUCUACUGACCUGCCUAAGUCAAAAAGGUUUAGGAAGCGCAGCCUGUGGAGCAUUAUUAAGUAUAUGUACAGCCUGUCGUUUGCACAUGGCCUCACAUUUCCCAGGAUUGUUGCAGAUCGCACGUUCUCUUGACGGUUUUGCUAUUAGCAAUGACGCAGCUAUCGGUUUACUCAAGGGAGUAGCAAUAAUUAUGUCUAGCUUACCGCGCGAUGAAAUUACACAAGCAAUGAAAGAACUAUGUUGGUUCCAAGCUAGACCAUUGUGUGAAAUCAUGGAACGUAGAAUUCCAAUUGAAAUAGGAACAAAGACUGAUCCUUUGAUAUGGCUAGAUAGAUUAGCUGCUAUAUUUAGACAUACUGACCCUCGAAUUGAUGACCCUAACGAACCUCAUCCUUGUCAGAGUGCUGUUACCGAAAUGUGGCCAAUACUCUCGAAUGUGUGUACAACAUAUCAACAAGACGCGAAAGUGAUGGAAAGGUGUUGUCGUUGUUUAAGAUUCGCUGUCCGUUGCGUAGGAAAACAUUCCGCUCAUCUUCUUGAACCACUUGUCAAACAGAUCGUGCAAUUAUAUUCAGCGCAUCAACACAGCUGUUUUUUAUAUCUUGGUUCAAUAUUAGUUGACGAAUAUGCAAUGGAUCCAGAAUGCGUUUCUGGUCUAUUAGCAAUGCUGGAAGCAUUUAUUGGGCCUACGUUUAAUCUUCUCCAACAACAGGAUGGAUUAAAGAAUCAUCCAGAUACGGUGGACGACCUUUUUAGACUAUGUGCCAGGUUCUUACAAAGAGCUCCAAUACCUUUCUUACACUCGGCUAUAAUAGGAAGUAUAAUCGACUGUGCCUUAAUGGCUUGCAGUUUAGAUCAUAGGGAUGCGAAUGUUUCAGUAAUGAAAUUUUUUUACGACCUUUUACACUGCGGUCGUAACCAUGAGAACCGAAGUGAUUACUCGAUGCGACGAGAACUGGUGCAACGCAUAUUAAGAGAAAAGGGACAAACUUUAGUCAUGAGACUACUCCAUGCAUCAGUAUUCUCAUUAUCCUCUUACAUGUUGUCGGACGUAGCAGAUGUUUUCGUUGAAUUGUCAUUAUGUAAUAGAGAAUUGCUGUCGAAUUGUUUAGAAGAAGCCAUCAAAACGAUGCCAUCGCAAAACGCAGGUGGUUCACCUACAGCUCAACCCGAACAAUUAUUUGAAUUUCAUAGUACGGUUACAAGGGCGGACUCGGCGAAACCCGUGAACCAGGCCUUACGAAAUUUUGCACGUUUAUAUCGUUGAUAUAUUGUGGCGUAAAACUGAGGAAGAAUGUUAAAAUUAAAAACAGCAAAGAUCUUCCAGGGUCCUUUAUUUAGUUGAAACAUUUGAAGGUAUUUAAUAAAACAAGAUUACUGUAAAAUGGUGAGUUUAUACUGUAUAAACAUAACAUCAAAGAUUUCUAUCAUCUCUUAUUUGUUUACUAUCUUCACAUUCCUUUGCAAAGUAUGCAAGAGCAAUGAUGGUAAACUUAUUUUCUUUUUUUUUCUUGUAAGAUGUAUUUCGUACUUUUACAUGGAAAGUGAUGUAUUUAAAGUAACCGUGAAACUCCUUUUUGUCAUUUCAAUUACAUGCAUACUUGUGUUAGUUUUAUGUAUAGUCAUCUCGCAUCCGUUCCACAUAAUCGUUGAACAUAUAAUACCUAUGGAAAGUGAUAUCUGGAUUACCUAUUUAUAUUAGGUAUACGUCUAGUCAACUGUUUGAAGGUAGCGAAUGUCACGCAUACUUUGCAGAUAACGUGCGGAUAGUAAACAUUGAGUAAUCGGAUAAUUAUAGAUUUUUAUGGUUUUCGUCCUAUUUAUACAAAACAACCUCCGAAUGGAAUAUCGUCAUGUUCUUUUAAAAGUUUAUACGAACGUGCUGUUUGAUUUGUCAUGAACUAAACUGUACUAAGUUGUGCAAGAUUGUUUUACGAUUAAGCUUUUUAAGACUUCAAUUGUCCUGUCGCGAGGUAUCACUUUCAUUCGCCAACAUUGUUUUAAGUAGAACACGAGAUACAGGAGAAU
Molecule: messenger RNA, 3728 nt
Organism: Nomia melanderi (Alkali bee)
Lineage: Eukaryota; Metazoa; Arthropoda; Insecta; Hymenoptera; Halictidae
Gene: Tnpo-SR
Product: transportin 3
Biological process (GO): protein import into nucleus
Cellular component (GO): cytoplasm
Molecular function (GO): small GTPase binding
Source: RefSeq, a predicted model, not a curated record